Aegilops tauschii subsp. strangulata is the source of this 735-nucleotide messenger RNA. RefSeq lists its product as uncharacterized. NCBI's taxonomy places the organism in Eukaryota, Viridiplantae, Streptophyta, Magnoliopsida, Poales, Poaceae. The record is from RefSeq and is a predicted model, not a curated record. Gene Ontology annotation, molecular function: protein binding.
AUGGAGCUGCUGCUCUCCGACGACGUGCUCGCUUGCAUCCUCCGCCGCCUCAACCCGCGCAGCCUCGCGGCGUCCCGCUGCGUCUGCAAGGCGUGGCAUGAUGUCGUGGACGCCCGGAGCCUGCUGCGCGCGGACCUCCUCCCGCUCUCGGUCUAUGGGAUCUUCUUCGUGGAGGAGGUGAUCCUGAGCAGCAUGCGAUUCUUCGCCCGCCCCCUGAUGGAGCACAAAAUCGCCGUCAGAUUCGACUACCUGGACGAGGACGUCCCCCGCCCAGCCUACCACCAUCUGGAAGUGCUGGAUCACCGCAACGGCCUGCUCUUGCUCAGGGACUGGGUGGUUAACCCGGCGACCCGGCAGUGCACGCCCUUGCCCCCGCCCCCGCCUCUACGCGCGGGGAUGGAAGCUUUCUUUGACACCAGAUACCUUGUGUUUGAUCCCGCUGUAUCGCCGCACUACCAUGUGUUUUCGAUCCCUGAAGUCUCUCUCAGAACUGGUGAGCUGACCAAAUUCACCGACGAGACGGAAUGGCCGCCAUCACCGUACACGCUGACCGUGUUCUCCUCGACAACACGGAGGUGGGAGGUGAGGUCUUUUGUUCGAGAAGAAGGAGAAGCGGCCACACGGACUACCAUAGCCGACAUCAACUUCUCUCCUCGGAAGCACCGCUACGCCGUCUACCGGCGGGAUGCGCUUUAUGUGCAUUCCGAAGACGAUUCCAUUAUACGGUAUAUAUGA